GAAAAACUCGAAAACUCAGAGCCAUCAAAACGGAACCACUUAGCGAGCGAGAAAGCAAAGCCAAGACGCUUUUGACUGCUUCUUCAAAAAGCGAGGCAUCGUCAAACUCUCUGUCCCCCUGAAUCCGCCAUCCGCCCCCGGUCCGGCCGCCUAUGGAUUACCCUCCGAUCUACCGUCUUCCUCAGGACUCUCUUCACCAGAUCUUCUCCUCCCUCCCUCUCCGUCAGAUCAUCGUCUGCCGCGCCGUCUCCAAGUUCUUCAACCAGUUUCUCACCUCUCCUUCCUUCAUUCACUCUGUCUCUUCCCAGCAUCCACCUCUUUAUCUCCUCGCUCUCCGCCCACCUCACCAUCGCCAUCUUCAUCACGCCCAACGCCACCAUGUCUCCUCUCCUUCCCUUGAUGUCUUCGACCCUGACCUCAAUCAAUGGCUCAAAUUCCCUCUCGAUUUCCUUCCAUUUCGGUCGCUUCAACCCGUCGCAUCCUCCCUGGGACUUGUCUAUUUCUGGGGUGAAUCGUCCGACUCCCUUGAUUCCAACAAGUCACUGGUGGUCUGUAACCCAUUGACUCGGCAAUUUCGGGUCUUGCCACAGCUGGGAUCCGCUUGGUCGCGUCAUGGAUCAGUCCUUGUUGACUCAGCCAAUCGGGUUAUGGUUCUUACUGAACUCGCGGCUCUAUACUUCUCGGGCACAUCAAAGCACUGGCUGAAGUUCUCAUCGAAUCUGCCCUCGAAACCUAGGAGCCCAAUUUUGGUUUCUGACUCAGUUUACGCGCUCUGUGAUGUUGGGUCGCCUUGGAGAAGUCAAUGGAAGCUGUUCUCUUGCAAUCUUACCAAGCUCACUACCUCGCAGACUUGGACUCGUCUUGAAAGGCAGGAAUGGCGAGACGUGUUCGACAUUUUGAAACGGCCCCGUCUGGUACGCGGAGUUGGAAAUCGGAUUCUGAUGGUUGGUGGGUUGAAAUCUUCCUUCUCAUUGAACUCGCCUUGCUCAACAAUUUUGAUUUUGAGGUUGGAUUUGGACACAUUGGACUGGGACGAGGCUGGGCGAAUGCCAGUGGACAUGUUUAAGUGUUUUCAGGAAUCAAGCAAGUUCAAAGUGUUUGGUGGCGGAGAUAGGGUUUGUUUUUCGGCCAAGAGGAUUGGGAAGUUGGCCUUGUGGGAUCGGUGUGGUGCUCUGGGGGAUUGGCGAUGGAUUGAUAAGAUGCCUGGAAAUGGCGACGGGCUCUAUCGGGGAUUUGUGUUUGAAGGAAGGCUAACGUCUUUGCCUUGAUGGGUCAUGCUCCUUUUUUGCUUGCCAUGUCAAAUUGGAGGAUGGGUAUGUUUCUGAGGAAUGUUUGUUGUACGAUUAGUCAAUCUUGAACUUUAUUUGUACCAAACUACCAAUGUUUAAUAUAUGCAAUUCAACUAAACUGCAGAUUUUUCUAAGGAAUCAUCAGCACAAUCAUUUGUCAUA
Molecule: messenger RNA, 1451 nt
Organism: Neltuma alba
Lineage: Eukaryota; Viridiplantae; Streptophyta; Magnoliopsida; Fabales; Fabaceae
Product: SKP1-interacting partner 15
Exons: 1
Coding region: 153-1268 (371 amino acids)
Molecular function (GO): protein binding
Source: RefSeq, a predicted model, not a curated record